AUGAGUGAUGUGUUCAAGAGUGAAACAAGGGGUGAGAAUCAUGGAAUCUUGCGUUACCCAAUGUUACCUGUUAAAACACUGUUACUUCUUGUCGUGUCGUGUUGCAUUUCGGAUUGGGCUUUCUGGAAUGAGUUAUCAGUUGGGUCUUCCAGUAGAAAUUCUGAACCCUUGCAACCUCCUGUAUCUGGACUUGAAUCUGCAUGCUGUAAAGAUGCAGAUCAACCCAGUCCAGUCUCAGUGCUAGAAUCUUCUUUUACAGAUGAUCUGUCAUCUUGUUCUGAUUGUUUUGAAAGUCUCAAUGUUGACAUACAAGGGCUUCGAAUGCAACUCCAGUUGCUGAAGCUAGAAUCUGAAGAAUUUGUGGAUGAACCUGUGCUAAUUCAAAGUGAUGAAGACGGUGGGGAGGCAUCUACUGGAAUUUCAGAAGACAAUGAAUUGCAUAAGACUGGAGAUAGUUGGGAGUCCUCCUACAUGAUUGAUGUCUUGUAUGAAUCUGGUAUCGAUAGAGCUCAGCCUGAUGCAUUUUUGGAAGUUUGGGAUUCUCAGGAAUGCCCUGUUAGUCUUUCAGUGUUUGAUGAACUUGAAAAGAGGUACUCUGAUUGGACUAAUUGUCCAAGGUCUGAAAGGAGAUUGCUUUUUGAUCGUAUAAAUUCGGGAAUUAUCAGUCUAAACGAGCAAUUCAUGGGGGUACAGCCAUGGGUAAGCCCUACUACAGCCACAAAUCUUUGUUCUAAAUUGAUUAAAAAUGGACUCCAAGACGGUCUAUACAGUAUGCUGGGGAGCCAAGGAAAAGUAAAGGAUACCGCACUGGGGAAGGUGCUGGUUAGCGAAAUGCAGUGGUUGAACUUAAGAGAUGACAUUAAUGGAAUAGGUAGGGAAGUUGAGAGCUUGCUGCUAGAUGAUCUAGUGACAGAGAUAGCCGUUACAUAGGCUGAUAGGCAUUUUGCACCUGAACAUAUUUGUUCUAGGAUGUUGCCUAACACGUAGUAAAAUGGCAAUUUCACAAGACAAAUAAAAGGAUCAAUAAGUUUUGCUUCAGACAAAAAUGAGCACGCAAAUCAUUCGAGAGAAGAUAGAGGAAAGCUUUGCUAUGGUGAGUUUCAAUGUUGCAUUUAAUACAGUUAAAUACUGUCUACAUUCAAACGUUCGGGGUAAAUAGGAGCGUAUUCUUGAGGUGGUUUUACCUCUCUGAACACUGCCAUAUAGAAACUUAAAAUGAAAAGAAUAAUGAUUUGUGCAUAAA
This is a messenger RNA of Glycine soja, 1243 nucleotides long. RefSeq lists its product as uncharacterized. The transcript has 4 exons. The record is from RefSeq and is a predicted model, not a curated record. The coding region runs from base 1 to 930 and encodes 309 amino acids. Lineage: Eukaryota; Viridiplantae; Streptophyta; Magnoliopsida; Fabales; Fabaceae.